AGAGCGCAGCGGGAGCCGGGAGCGGAGCAGCGGGACCCCCCUCCCCCUGCAGAGCCCCCCCGGGGGCCCGGCGCGGCCCGGCCAUGCUCGGCCUGGACGUGUGCGAGGCGGGCGGGCAGCUGCUGGAGCUGCUGUGGCUCACGCUGUGUUAUCGAGACAUCAUGGCUGACAAGGAGGGGGUGAUGCUGUCACUGGAGGAAGAGGAGGAGGAUGCAGACGUGGCCCUGGCGUAUAAGACGCCGGAGAGGAAGAGCCUGCGGGAGAUCCAGGAGCUGGACCCGGGGGAUGAGAGCCUGCGGAAGUACAAGCAGGCGCUGCUGGGCAACAUCCCUGUGGCCGUGGAUGCCAGCGUGCCCAACGUGCAGGUGACGAAGCUGACCCUGAUGUGUGAGCAGGCGCCGGGGCCCAUCACCAUGGACCUGACAGGAGACCUGGAGGUGCUGCAGAGCCGUCCCUUCGUGCUGAAGGAGGGGGUGGACUACAGGGUGAAGGUGUCCUUCAAGGUGAACAGGGAGAUCGUCUGUGGGCUGAAGUGCCUGCACCUGACGUACCGCCGCGGCCGGCCGGUGGACCGCGACGUCUUCAUGGUGGGCAGCUACGCACCACGGGCCGAGGAGUACGAGGUGGUGACGCCAGCCGAGGAGGUGCCACGGGGCCGGCUGGUGCGUGGCUCCUACCGCGUCCGCUCGCUGGUCACCGACGAUGACAAGACGGAGCACCUCGCCUGGGAGUGGGGCCUGUGCAUAAGGAAGGGCUGGGAGGACUGAGACCCCCCCGGUCCCACCAUUGCGGGGAUCCCCCCGCCUACCCGGGGACCCCCUGCCGCCCGCGCCGCCCCACCGACGGGAAGGUGGAGGGGUCCCUUAGCAAAGCGGGCGCCCGCGGUCGUGGUCUUGGCAACCAAAGUUAUUUUUAAUCGCUGUUUUUUUUUGAUACCGACGCCCGACUCGUCCUCGCGGCACCUCCAUCGCUGUGCACUGCUGUGCGCUGAGCUGCGCCCGGCCGCAGGCUGUGCUCCUCCAUCGCCAUUAAACCCUACAGACGUGUCUCUUA
Messenger RNA from Phasianus colchicus (ring-necked pheasant), 1053 nucleotides. RefSeq names its product Rho GDP dissociation inhibitor gamma (gene ARHGDIG). Lineage: Eukaryota; Metazoa; Chordata; Aves; Galliformes; Phasianidae. Gene Ontology annotation, biological process: Rho protein signal transduction. Gene Ontology annotation, cellular component: membrane; cytoplasm; cytosol. Gene Ontology annotation, molecular function: protein binding; Rho GDP-dissociation inhibitor activity. The record is from RefSeq and is a predicted model, not a curated record.